UUCUCGCCCAAAGCUCGGUUUGAAUCAGCACACAAAUCAAAUGGUUGGAAGCCGCCCAAGACGGCGUGCAAGCCACCCGCUGUCACCGUCGCCAUUGCCAUCAUUGGCUCGGCAAUAUCAUCGCCGCCCUCAGCCGGGAUCGAGAUCCGAUGCUGAAAUCAAGAACUCGAAUGCAUCGAGUUAAGCUUCUCGGUAUCCUGCCCCACCCCCACCCCCUCGCAGCAACACAUCAUUCUUGCCUUGGCCACAGAACCUGCAUCGGGCUUCCCGGUUGUGCCUUCCUGGUAGAUGCCUGCCCUCACAAAGGUCGUAUUGCCUUCCGAGGCGGGAUGGCAGGGAUCUUGCGUCAGCCCUUUCUCAGGGCAGUCCCCUUGUUUCCAGCCGUAGCUGUGCUAGGAGAAAAAAGAAGAAAAAAACUUGGCAGGGCGCGACGACGAAUCGCGACAGCUCGCGUCACCUACCUAAUCGUCAAUUGAGAAAUCAACAAUCUGUCUCGGGUAGUGGGCUGUGCCUGCCGACAAUCACAAACCACCACUAUCAGCUCCCCCCGCCAAGGCCAUCGCUCCCAGUCCAUCGCUCCAGCCCUCCCUACCUACUACUCGGUACCAACGUCCUGUUACAAGCAAAUUCGGAAGGAGCCCGGAAAUUGCCAUCAGGAAACUUAUCUACUACCUAAGGGGGGGACGUGGAGCGUCAUCCUCCCUUGUGCGCUUAUCGGCACUUGGGGAGUCGGCGUCACAACGGAUCCAAACCCCCAAGGCUAGCCGGAAUCUAAACCGGAGGUCUAGGCCACUCCCCUCCCCAAGGCCGAACGCACACCAGAACAAAAGGAAGAAGGGCGGAGAAAACGGGAAGGGGGAAAAGAUGGUGGCCCUAACGAUACGCAACCUGACCACGACCCCGCUCGAGCUGAGGCGCAUCGAGCGCUUCCACGGCGAGCCGGUGCCGGGGGAGGGCAUCAAGCGGGUCGCGAGCAAGAUCACGAGCAUCUUCAACGCAUCCUCGCACACGCCGCCAGGCGUCUGCGGCGUCAGCCUCAAGCCGGGCAAGGGCUGGGUGCGGGCCCAGGAGUUCUACGAGGGCGCCCGCCACUUGCCCGUGGCGCCCUUCGAGGCGAGGGCCACGGGCGUGCGCGCCGCCGACCCGGGCGGGCGCGAGGUCGCCCGGCUCUUCUUCCGCCAGCCGGGCACCGAGAACCGCUGGUCCGUCGACUGCCCGGGCCCAUCGCACCGCAGCCUGGUGAUGCGGCGCGAGGCCGGCGGUGACGACGAGUCCGGGGGCCCGGCCGAGUUCACCGUCAUCUACUCGCUGGAGCACGGCCACCUGACGGUGCUCAGCAGCGGCGGGCUGGCCCACUGGAUGCGCGAGCUGCGCGACGAGUUCCCGCUCUCGAUGCUCUCCAUCCCCGGCACCCACAACAGCCCGACGUGCUACAAGGCCCUGCCCAGCGUGCGCUGCCAGGCCGUCGGCGUCCGCGAGCAGCUCGACAACGGCGUCCGCUACCUCGACGUCCGCGUCAGCUGCUCGCCCGACUCGGACGACCUCACCCUCGUGCACGCCGCCUUCCCCGUGUCGCUCACGGGGUCAAAGUACCUGCACGAUCUGCUGGCCGAGUGCUACGCCUUCCUGGACGAGAACCCGCGCGAGGCCCUCAUCAUGAGCCUCAAGCGCGAGGGCACCGGCAAGGGCACUGACGGCGACAUGUCGCGCCACCUGUCGGACCGCUACUGCGGCCGCGACGACGCGCGCCGCUGGUUCACCGACAGCCGCAUCCCCACCCUGGGCGAGGUCCGCGGCCGCAUCGUGCUGCUGCGCCGCUUCUGGAUCGACGACUCGCUCAAGGGCCACAACGACGGCCGCGGCUUCGCCAUGGACGGCGAGCACUGGCCCGACAACUGCGACGACGGCACCGUCGGCAGCGGCCUGAUCCGUGUUCAGGACUUUUACGAGAUGGACCAGAGCACAAACAUCGACAAGAAGACGGAGCUCGCCCGCGCCCAGCUGGAGCGCGCCUCGGAGCAGCUCGGCCACUACCACGGCAUGCCCGACGCCCCCGAGCAGCUUCCCGGCCCCAAUCCCCUCUUCGUCAACUUCCUGACCGCCAGCAACUUUUUCAGUGCCAGCUGCUGGCCCGAGAAGAUCGCCGCCAAGGUGAACCCGGCCAUCAUCGAGUACCUGUGCAUGAGGCACGGCGACCACGGCAAGGGCCCCAACCAGCUGGCCGUUGGGGACUCGGCAACCGGCAUCGUCAUCACCGACUGGGUCGGAAAGGACGGCGACUGGGACCUGAUCCGCGCCAUUGUGGGCUGGAACGCUCGACUGCAGCUGAAAUAGGAAGCAGCUUCCGCAGCAGGCGCGAACACGGCCACACCGGCCACACCCCCUCGCCCGGGGAGCGAGACGGAGGAGACAUGGGCUCACCUCGAAUCGGACUUGGAACCAAGAAACUAUACAUGGUACUAGAUGGCGUCGGAUACAAAAAAGAGCGGGUAUUUGUCAUGUUUUCGGACACGGUUCAGGAAACAAGAAUUCUUCAUUGAAUCAUCUAUCAAGGUGGAGUGUUUUCCCGCAGAUCGAGGUAGAUACCAAGGGGCGUGGGAUACGAAUCCUAUUGGAGGUGAUCCGAGUUAGCCCGACGAGUCACACAGAAGACAAUGUAUGCGAACAAGUGUGAAAGCCUUCAAAUCAGCUCUCCAAGGUGAAUUGAUUGAUGUUAUCCACAGAAUUGAGAUUCAGUGAGAACAGCAAGGUGAAUCAUCCGAAAGGUGUUGGGGGCAGAGACUCCGUUUUGACCACUUACAACUAAAAGACUUGCACAGAGCGGCGGGCGAUACGAUAACUACCUGAGAUACCAGAUACAUGUUAGCAUCAUGGCUACCGUUGGCUUCCAGAUAGGUUGGCAUUUCGUUGAUGCGAAAAGAAUUGUCAGGCUGCAGUGGCAUUCAUGUUAGCUCCAUGCUCCCUGAGCAGAACGGGAGAGUCGGGACAGUCAACAUACCUCAUUAAAUCAGAUUUUGUGUAAAAUGUUCAUCUCCAACCCGAAGGGAGGAUCAAACAGUGUGAAUAACGGAUCAUCAUCUUAACAGGCUCA
Messenger RNA from Gaeumannomyces tritici R3-111a-1, 3091 nucleotides. RefSeq names its product 1-phosphatidylinositol phosphodiesterase. Gene Ontology annotation, biological process: lipid metabolic process. Gene Ontology annotation, molecular function: phosphoric diester hydrolase activity. NCBI's taxonomy places the organism in Eukaryota, Fungi, Ascomycota, Sordariomycetes, Magnaporthales, Magnaporthaceae. The coding region runs from base 865 to 2334 and encodes 489 amino acids. The transcript has a single exon. The record is from RefSeq and is a predicted model, not a curated record.